Molecule: messenger RNA, 3309 nt
Organism: Octopus bimaculoides (California two-spot octopus)
Lineage: Eukaryota; Metazoa; Mollusca; Cephalopoda; Octopoda; Octopodidae
Product: collagen alpha-6(VI) chain
Source: RefSeq, a predicted model, not a curated record
AUUUGUAGAAUUUCCCAGGAUCAGCUUAUUUAUAUAUUGUGUCAUGAUCUAGUCAUUUGUUAUUAUUCAACAUGGCUCCUUUCCUGCUUUUCGCUGUGUCUCUGACGCUCUUCCAGCUUGGCAAUGCCUUGCCAUUUAUGAAAGAAUUAUCAGAAUGCGAUAACCCAGCCGAUAUCGUUUUUCUCCUAGAUUGCUCUACUAGCAUGUAUCCUUCUCAAUUCAAACAACAAUUAGCUUUUGUGAAUAAUUUUACUGAAAGUAUGGAUAUCGACAAUGGAACCAUUAGAAUAGCAGUGGUCACCUUCAGUACCACUGUCCAGACGGAAUUCAAUUUGAAUAAAUAUAAAACUAAAGCAGAAUUACAAAAGGCUGUUUCAGAUAUUUUAUAUCUUGGUGGCAGGACUCACACUUGGUUAGCAUUGGAUCAUAUCCGUCAAGAAAUAUUCACUACAGACAAUGGAGGACGAAUUGGUGUGCCCAAAAUUGUUAUUAUGAUUACUGAUGGCGGAUCUAAUGAAAAGAAGAAAACUAUAGAAGCAGCCAAAAUCCUACAUAAAGAUCCUCUUCGAGUUUUCACUAUUGGCAUCGGACCAAGUGUUGAUACGGAUGAGUUGAAAGCUAUAGCAUCGAAACCAUCCAAUAUAUUCCAGAUCGAGAAAUUUGAUGCCCUUAAAGCAUUAACAUCUGAAAUUAUUAAAAACGUUUGUAUCAAAGUGUGUGGAGUGAAUCCAUCUGAUAUUAUCUUUCUGUUAGACGAGUCAACCAGUAUCUAUGAUGAUGAUUUCGGAAUACAGCUAAGUUUCUUGAUUUCGUUCAUAAGAGACAGUCUAAUUGGCAUUAAUGCCACACAAAUCGGAGUGGUUACAUUCAGCAGCAACGUUAUAUAUCGGAUAAAACUGAACCAGUUUUCAAAAUCGCAUGAUCUGGAGAAUGCUGUUCUUAGUAUUAAACGGAACCAUGGCGAUACAAACACUGGAGAUGCACUGAAACUUAUUCGCGAGGAAGGCUUUAGCAAAGCAAAUGGCGGCCGUGAUGGUGUGCCGCAUAUUCUCAUUGUCAUUACAGAUGGACAAGCACAGAGUCCAACGAAGACGGCUCGUGAGUCUAAAGCUAUCCAUAAAACAGAUAUUGUGGUCUUUACUAUUGGAAUCGGGCAGGCUGUGGACCCUGCAGAGCUACGAAUGAUUGCAGGUUCAGAUGAUAAAGUGUUCAGAACUGCAAGUUAUUCUACUUUAAAGACCAUUCAUAAAUCUCUUUUUAAGAAAGUUUGUCGCGUUGAGGUCAUUAAAUUAAAACCCACCACAAUGAUAAUGCGGUUUGUUACCAUUUACUUGGCCGUUUUGGCAACAUCUGUGGUAAUUGCGCACCGCAUUGGUGUGGACAGCAACCUGAAAUCAUUUGUUAGUCCAUAUGAAGAAAUACUCUGUCAAGACCCUGCUGAUAUUGUAUUUGUUCUCGAUAGUUCCAGAAGUGUAACCCAAACAGACUUUAAGAAGGAGCUCGAUUUCGUCAGUUCAUUCGUAAAUGAUAUGGACAUUGGUGCGGACAAAAUUCGAAUCGGUGUGGUCACCUUCUCAGAUAAUGUCAAAACUGAGUUUGAACUGAAAGAAUUUUCACAUAAACAAGACAUUCAGAAUGCUGUUUCUAAUAUUGCUCACCGCAGUCGAUCAACCAACACUUGGCUAGCUCUAAAACAUAUUCGGACAGAAUCUUUUAUAACUGACCAUGGUGGAAGAGUGGGAAUACCUAAAAUUGCUAUUCUUGUAACUGCAGGUGGUUCCAACGGAAAGAGCAAAACACUAAACGAAGCCAAACUUCUUCAUAAUGAUCCAAUUAGAAUUUUUACGGUAGCUGUGGGGAACAGAGUCGAUGAUGAUGAGUUGAGAGCAAUAGCAUCAAAAUCGGAAAAUGCUUUUAAAGUGCCGGACUUCAAUUCCUUGGCUACAAUCGAAGACAAAGUAAAGCAAAAUUUCUGUAGAAAAGGAGAAAUAUUCUGCCACAACCCUGCUGAUAUUGUAUUUGUUCUCGAUAGUUCUGUAAGUGUAACUCAAACAGACUUUAAGAAGGAGCUCGAUUUCGUCAGUUCAUUCGUAAAUGAUAUGGACAUUAGUUCGGACAAGAUUCAAAUCGGUGUGGUCACCUUCUCAGAUAAUGUCAAAACUGAGUUUGAACUGAACAAGUUUUCACAAAAACAAGACAUUCAGAAAGCUGUCUCUAGCAUUGCUUAUCGCAGUGGAUCAACCAACACUUGGCUAGCUCUAAAACAUAUUCGAACAGAAUCUUUUACAACUGACCAUGGUGGAAGAGUGGGAAUACCUAAAAUUAUUAUUCUUGUAACUGCCAGUGGUUCCAACGGAAAGAGCAAAACACUAAACGAAGCCAAACUUCUCCAUAAUGAUCCACUUAGAGUGUAUACGGUAGCUGUGGGAAACAGGGUCGAUGAUGAUGAGUUGAGAGCGAUGGUAUCGAAACCAGAAAGCAUUUUGAAAGUGAAAGAUUUCAAUUCCCUCUCUACAAUCAGAAAUACAUUGAAGCAAAAGGUGUGCAAACGAGUUUGUGGUGUCGUACCUUCUGAUAUAAUAUUUGUGGCAGACGCAUCUACCAGCAUUUGGGAUGCAGACUUCAAGAAGCAAAUGGACUUUAUAAUCAGUUUUGUCAAGGACACAGUUGUCGGACGUAACAACACGCAGAUUGGCAUGGUAUCUUUCAGUACCAAUGUGAUAAACCACUUUUACCUAAAUGCUAAAACGUCGCGAGCCGCUGUGAUUUCAGCCUUAAAAGGACUUAAACAAUCUCAUGGUGACACUUAUACGUCGAAAGCACUGAGGUUUAUUCGAACACAAGCUUUCUUACCGUCUAAUGGCGGUAGACCUGAUGUACCACACAUCAUAAUUGUUAUUACCGACGGCCAAUCAACAACGCCCCAGGAUACUCUGAAAGAAGCUGUGAAACUAGCACAAAAUAACAUCAUAGCUUUUACUAUUGGUGUAGGUAAACAAGUCGACUUGAACGAACUGAGAGUCAUUGCAGGUGACAGCUCAAGAAUGUUUGAAGUAGCUAACUAUGAUACAUUGCAUACUAUAGAAAAGAAGCUUUUCUCAAAAGUCUGCAAAGUUGAAAUAUCGCAGCAGGUAUAAUUUUCUUCAUUUAGUACAUUAUACUUGGUUUCCACCGAUAUUCAAAAAAAGAAUAUAUUUUCUAUUGGUGGUCAACCAGAAACAAACAUGCAAGUUUUUUAAAGUUGAUUCAAAGAAAUUAAACUGAAAAUAUGAACUAAAAGAAAGAAUAAAAUAUCAAUGUACACAGAAA